This is a messenger RNA of Lingula anatina, 1262 nucleotides long. Its product is annotated as matrilin-2-like. Lineage: Eukaryota; Metazoa; Brachiopoda; Lingulata; Lingulida; Lingulidae. The record is from RefSeq and is a predicted model, not a curated record.
UUUCGUCGAAGCGACCAGCUUAUUUUAACAACAACACGUUGGGACAUGCACAAUUUACAUCUAGCAGUGACGCAAGUGUAAAUAAGUAGCUAGUUGAACAGACUUUAACCAGUAACAAGCCUUAUCCAGACGAUGAAGACGCUGUUUUUUGCUGUUGUGAUUUUUGCCGCUUUCUCUGUAAGCUCUACAGCGGUUGGAAUUGGUUAUGCUGGUCAAAGCUUUUUCCAAAGCACUCGCGAAGAGGACACCGUCGCCAGGCGAAUGUCAGAUGAACUCAGCCACCUCAUGGCGCCCCCGAUAUUUCACAAAAAAUACUGGGAUGUCAUCUUCAUUUUAGACAGCAGCGGCAGCAUUGGGGCAUCUGACUUUGGUUCGGCCAAAUCUGCUUUACAGAGCAUGGCAGGGGUUAUCAACAUCUUCUCGUCUAUCGGCCCCGGCAAGACGAGAGUAGCUGGCAUACGAUACGCCUCGUGGGUUGAUGUUCAGUUCAACUUUGAUGUCCAUGAUUCAUUAGGAGAGGUGAAUAGUGCGCUGGGUGCUAUUCCUUAUGUAGGUGGAUUCACUAAAACCCGUCUGGCACUAGAAAAAGCCUUAGAUAUGUACCUGAAUGACGGCGAUCCCGACAAUGCCAAGUUGAUCUGGCUGACAACUGACGGAAAGUCCAGCUUUGGUUACGAUCCCAUUGCUAUAGCAACAAACCUGAAGAACAUUGGAGUGCAAAUAUUCGUGGUUCCGGUUGGUACCAGUGUGGACAUGACGGAGAUCAACGGCAUGGGCUCGUCCUUUUCCCGCGUCUUCUCCGUACCCUCCUAUUCAUCUUACAGACAAGUAGCCUCCAUGGCACUGUCUUAUGCCUCACAGUCGAAGGAUCUACGCAUGCCCGGUGGCGAAAUUAGAGGGGGGGCCGGACCAGCCGAACACCCCCUUUCAGUCUCUAGAAAUAACUCACCCCAACAAACUCUAUCUUAAAAUUCUACCACAAAUAACUAACAUUGGAGUACACUCUGCCAUUAAAUAUAGGAAAGCAAUGGCUUUUCCAAUGACAGCCCUUUUCGAUAAUCUCAUUACCACCUCCGGCUCCAUGAUCACAAGGGACGCAUGUUGUAUUGCAGGUAUUGAGCAUAAGGAAAGUGGAUAAUUCUUCAGCCUGUUUACCAACAUCCUUCUCUAAAUCACUUUUAAAUUCGCAGUUUCUGUAACUUCAUACGUACAUAACACAUAAAUGGGGAUGUUGAUCAGAAAUAAAUGUUUGCUACACUUCA